GUUGCCGACUACGAGAGUACGAUUUCAUUCCAAGCUUACGAUCAGGAGUCGGCACCGAUGUCGUACCCGCUGUCGACUACAAAACUACGAUCUCUCACUUCCCACUUCCUAGAUUCCUACCUACGCUGCAGAAUCCUCGAGCGCGUCGUUCGUAAGCGACCGAGAGCGCGCGGUCGUGUCUAUGCCCGCCGCUCGAUCGUCGUCCCACGGGUUUCCCCUCCCAUGGAUCUCCUCUUCUCCUCAUCCCUCCCCCUCUCCCCCUCCCCCUCCCCUCCUCCUCCCCAAAUCCUCGCUCGAAUCGCGGUCCGAAACCCUAGGAUCUCCCUCAUGGCCUUCUCCGCCUCGCACCCGCGUCGGCGCCGCCACUCCGGUGGAGGGAGCUGGGUCGGCGGCGCAUCCUCGGCGAAGCCGCGAGUUCUAGCGACGUUUAUGGCUUCGAGGGACGGCACGGGGCUCCCCGAGGGGUUCCAUGGCGGAAUCGCGGUGGGAUCCGCGGUCACGGUUCUUCUAGCGGUCAUGAAUCGCGUUCUCUACAAGCUUGCACUCGUUCCCAUGAAGCAUUUUCCCUUCUUUCUCGCGCAAAUCACCACAUUUGGAUAUGUGGCAGUAUAUUUUUCUAUUCUGUACGUUAGAUAUCGUCUUGGAAUUGUAACUAAGGAAAUGCUGGCACUUCCAAAAACUCGUUUUAUGGCAAUUGGUGUUCUUGAAGCCCUUGGUGUUGCUUUAGGCAUGUCUGCUGGAGCUAUGCUUCCUGGACCUGCCAUUCCCAUAUUAUCUCAGUCUUUCUUGGUCUGGCAGCUUAUCUUCUCCAUAGUAGUUUUGGGAAGGAAAUAUUCACUCAACCAAAUCUUUGGUUGCUUCCUUGUAACAGCUGGCGUAAUUCUUGCGGUAGCAAGUGGUGCAAAUGAGGGUCAAUUUCUAUCUGAAGUUGAUUUUAUUUGGCCAGCACUCAUGAUACUUUCGUCUGCAUUUCAAGCUGGUGCAUCCAUUCUCAAGGAGUUUGUUUUUAUUGAUGGUGCCAAGCGUCUUCAGGGAAAGCCGCUUGACAUAUUUGUCGUUAAUUCCUUUGGAUCUGGGUUUCAGGCUCUUUUUGUUUUUCUUCUUCUUCCUUUACUUUCUAACUUGAGAGGAAUUCCUUUCACUGAGCUCCCUGCAUACGUAAAACAUGGUGCUGGAUGCUUUGUGAAUGUGGGAGGCAAUCUGAGAGAUUGUGAAGGAGCUCCAUUGCUGCCUCUACUAUUUAUUGUGAUGAAUAUGGCUUUCAACAUAUCAUUGCUUAAUCUGGUGAAGAUGUCGUCUGCAUUAGUAGCCUCUCUUGCAGCAACCUUAGCAGUGCCCACCUCCAUCUACAUUCUCUCUCUUCCGAUGGCUUACAUGCCCCAAGGGACGAGCUUAAACACAUCUUUCAUUGUUGGUACCGCAAUACUGGUAUUAGGCUUGUUACUAUACAACAUUCCUCAACCAGCAAAGCAGAUCAAAAGUGAUUGAAAUUUUAUUGCCUCCGUGUUCUGAAGUUCUCAGCAACUUUAUAAACUAACUACUCACAAAUCAAUUCCGGCUAACCGCAUCAAUGGGCAAUACCCCACAAGCUUGCACAUAAGGAACUCCAGUAUGUUUCGUUAUUUACUUCUAGAAACAAAGAAAGCGACAUGCUUCGAUCGUUCUGCAUAGAAAAGAAAGGUUACUACUUAGUUACCCAGAAGGUUCUGAUCAUUGUUGAACCUUUGUGGCCCUACAUUUUAUAAUUAGCUUUUGGCUUGACAUUUGUUAGAGAGACGGAAACGACAAGGACAUUAAGCUUUUGUAACUUAUUGAUUUUGAUUAAAGAUAUAAUUCUUUUGCAAAUAUUUAUUUGAUUGGUUGCAGUUUGUGGACACCAUUGUACUUGAAAGUGUUGUACUAUGAACAGAGCUGAUUUUUACUUGUACUUCUUAUACAAACUCUUUUGUACGA
Molecule: messenger RNA, 1953 nt
Organism: Ananas comosus (pineapple)
Lineage: Eukaryota; Viridiplantae; Streptophyta; Magnoliopsida; Poales; Bromeliaceae
Product: protein CLT2, chloroplastic-like
Exons: 10
Coding region: 58-1488 (476 amino acids)
Source: RefSeq, a predicted model, not a curated record